Camelina sativa (false flax) is the source of this 990-nucleotide messenger RNA. RefSeq lists its product as uncharacterized. Gene Ontology annotation, cellular component: mitochondrial intermembrane space. The record is from RefSeq and is a predicted model, not a curated record. Lineage: Eukaryota; Viridiplantae; Streptophyta; Magnoliopsida; Brassicales; Brassicaceae.
GUGCCGCCGACGAGAGAGAGAAGCAUCGUGGUGCGUAGACAUAAGCCGCAAGUCUCGAGUCUCUCACGACACCGCCGUUGAAUUUGCAUUCCUUUAUUUACUCUCGUCACGUCCUCCUUUUUUGGUUCACCAAGAUCUUAAAUUUGCCGACCUGACCUCUCUAGGUACCUCUCUCUUUCCCAGUUUUCACAAUUUUAUUCCAAUCUUUGAUGAGCAUCGAGUCAAACAUAUAAAAGAGUCUAGAUGGUAAAAGCAUACAGACAAGAGCAUGUCUACAAGCAUCCGUGGGAGCGGGUGAGUGCAGCCUCAUGGAGAAAGUUUGCAGACCCUGAAAACAAACGAAUCCUCUCUCACAUCCUUGAAGUCGACACCUUGAACCGGAAACUUGACACUGACACCGGUAAAUUACACACCACGCGUGCUCUCACCAUCCAUGCUCCUGGUCCUUGGUUUCUCCACCGGAUCAUUGGCCAGGACAUCUGUCACUGUGUUGAAUCUACUGUUGUCGAUGGCAAAUCACGUUCUAUGCAGUUAACAACGAAGAACAUUAGUCUCAAAAAGUUCAUUGAAGUGGAGGAGAGGAUUAGAUAUGAUCCACAUCCAGAAAAUCCAUCGGCCUGGACGGUUUGUAGCCAGGAGACGAGCAUUAGGAUCAAACCUUUGUCAGCUCUGGCCUCAAUGGCUGAGAAAGUUGAGCAGAAGUGCGCUGAGAAAUUCAUGCAGAAUAGCGCUAAAGGACGAGAGGUUAUGGAGAGGAUUUGUAAGUAUAUGGAAGCAGAAUCAGCUCCAAUCUAAAUAAAAGAUCCAAACUUCUUAGAUUCCAGUAUCUUGGUUUUUGAUUCUUGAAUGUUUUUUUUUUGUAAGUCAAGAGGGCUCUAUGUUUUUUUGGAUCAUGGUAAUAAUAAGUUUAUAAAACAGUUUAGAAAUCAAGCUGCUGUUUGUUUCAGCAGCGCUCCUCCUGUUUUGUGUUAGCAACUGGAUGUUAAAGUU